AUGGGUGAUCUUACUUACUACAAACGCCAUCACUCCUCAUUAGCAUUAACUGUCAUACUAAUUUCGUUAUCAUUGAUGUGUCACCAUGGAAUCCACGUGGUGGCGCGUCAUCUCAUCGAAACAAGCCUUUCGAAAGAUUACCCUGAAGUUCCUGAUACUGAGGUACCUGAUGAUCCUGUUGAUGAGAACCCUGCUCCUGUUGUACCUGAUGAUCCUGUAGAUGAGAACCCUGCUCCUGUUUUACCUGAUGAUCCUGUUGAUGAGAACCCUGCUCCUGUUUUACCACAAAAUCCUUUUUUGCCUCAGCCUGAUUACCCAGAAGUUCCUGGAGAUCUGCCUGAACAAAUGUCGUCGUCUCCUGAGUUACCAUUGCCCACGUUUCCUACAAUCUCAACUCAGGCCAUGACUGCUAAACCUUAG
This is a messenger RNA of Beta vulgaris subsp. vulgaris (sugar beet), 420 nucleotides long. Its product is annotated as vegetative cell wall protein gp1. The transcript has a single exon. The record is from RefSeq and is a predicted model, not a curated record. The coding region runs from base 1 to 420 and encodes 139 amino acids. Lineage: Eukaryota; Viridiplantae; Streptophyta; Magnoliopsida; Caryophyllales; Amaranthaceae.